Molecule: messenger RNA, 2943 nt
Organism: Gracilinanus agilis (Agile Gracile Mouse Opossum)
Lineage: Eukaryota; Metazoa; Chordata; Mammalia; Didelphimorphia; Didelphidae
Gene: BRDT
Product: bromodomain testis associated
Exons: 19
Coding region: 10-2943 (977 amino acids)
Biological process (GO): chromatin remodeling; positive regulation of transcription elongation by RNA polymerase II
Cellular component (GO): nucleus; chromatin
Source: RefSeq, a predicted model, not a curated record
CUGAUCAAAAUGUCUCUGUCAAGUCGACAAAUGGCUAUUGUCAAUCCCCCUCCACCAGAGUACAUAAAUGCCAAAAAGAAUGGCCGUCUCACGAAUCAGCUGCAGUACCUGCAGAAGGUGGUCCUGAAGGCGCUGUGGAGGCACAGCUUCUCCUGGCCCUUCCAGCAGCCUGUGGAUGCUGCCAAGCUCAAGCUCCCGGACUAUUAUAGCAUCAUUAAGAAGCCAAUGGAUUUGAGUACAAUUAAAAAGCGCUUGGAACAUAAAUACUAUGUGAAAUCAUCAGAAUGUGUAGAAGACCUGAAAACAAUGUUCACCAAUUGUUAUUUAUAUAACAAGCCAGGUGAUGACAUUGUUCUUAUGGCACAAGCCUUAGAGAAAUUGUUUAUGCAAAAAAUGUCUCAGAUGCCUUCAGAAGAACAAGUAAUAGGCGGAAAGGAAAGAAAAAGAAAAGGUACUCAGCCAUCUUCAGGAGUUUCUGCUAUUAAAGAAAAACCAUCCCCCAAGGCCUCUGAAAUGAUAGUUAAGCAGCAAAUGAUUCCAUCUUCUGUAUGUCCACAGACAUCACUUUCUCCAUUACACAUGGCCAAAGCAGCUCCACUGAGCUGUACCACACAAGCUGUCACACAAGUUAAAAGGGGUGUGAAAAGGAAAGCAGAUACUACAACCCCUACAACUUCAAUAGUGACAGCAAGUAGUGAAUCUUCACCAACUCUAGUUGAACACAAAUCUGCUAAAAUACCACUUUUAAAAGAAAAAGUAGUGAAGAAUAUUGUACCAGAUUCUCAGCAACAAUAUAAAGUUGUGAAAAGUAUUAAAUUAACUGAACAGUUAAAAUACUGUAAUGAGAUUCUUAAAGAAAUGUUUGCAAAGAAACAUUUAGCGUAUGCUUGGCCUUUUUACAAGCCGGUUGAUGUUACUGCUUUAGGACUCCAUAACUACUAUGAUGUAGUCAAAAGUCCAAUGGAUCUCGGAACAAUUAAAAAAAAAAUGGACAACCAGGAAUAUAAGGAUGCGCAUGAAUUUGCUGCAGAUGUCCGGUUAAUGUUUAUGAAUUGCUACAAGUAUAAUCCUCCAGAUCAUGAGGUUGUGACGAUGGCAAGAACCCUUCAGGAUGUUUUCGAGAUGCAGUUUGCUAAGAUCCCAGAUGAACCUAUUGAAAGAAUGCCCAUCUGUUACAUUAAAAAGGAUAUCACAAAAGCCUACUGUAGAGAAAGUAGCAGUGAUGCCUCCUCUGAAGACAACUCUUCUGAAGAAUCACCUGAUGAACGCGUCCAGCACCUGGCAAAGCUUCAGGAGCAGCUCAAAGCUGUUCAUCAGCAACUACAAGUUCUGUCUCAAGUGCCUUACCAUAAGUUAAAGAAAAAGAAUGAAAGAUCUAAAAGAGAGAAGAGGAAAGAAAAAAAGAAAUUUAUCAACAAAGAUGAAAGUCAGAGGAAAAAUUUUAAGCAAAUAAAACUAAAGAAAAAGCUGAAAAACAGUCAGCCAAAAAAGGCCAAGCAACAAAUCUUGACAUAUAAAUCUGAAGACGAAGAUAACGCUAAGCCUAUGAAUUAUGAUGAGAAAAGACAAUUAAGCUUGGAUAUAAACAAACUCCCUGGAGACAAGCUUGGGCGAGUGGUCCAUAUCAUAGAGUCAAGAGAACCAUCUUUAAGGAAUUCUAAUCCCGAUGAGAUAGAAAUCGACUUUGAAACCCUGAAAGCAUCAACCCUGAGAGAACUGGAAAAAUAUGUCAUGGCCUGUCUGAGAAAGAGACCCAGAAAAUUUCAUGCUAAGAAAAUAAUGAAAUCCAAAGAAGAGCUUCAUUCACAGAAAAAACAGGAGUUGGAAAAGCGGUUACUGGAUGUCAGUAACCGGUUAAAUUCUAGAAAACGCCAAACAAAAUCUGAGAAAACUCAAUUGCCCAAGGCAGCAGGAGGGGCCACUCGGCUAAGUGAGAGCAGCAGCAGCAGUGGUGGUGGCAGCAGCUCCUCAGGCUCGGGCAGCAGCAGCAGCGACUCGAGCUCUUCUGAUAGCAGUGAUUCUGAAUCAGAAACAUUUCCCAUUUUAACUGGAAUCAGACAGAGUGGUUCCCCUUCCAAAGAAAAAAUGAAGACUUUGUCUUCCUGUAGAAUAUUAAAUCAAGAUCUGUUAGUUCCUAAGAAACACCAAGAACCUCAACAGUUACAGAUUUUGCAAAGUCUUCCACCAGCACAAAUUAGCAUUUCUCCUUCAAGUCUCCCUGAAAUCAUGUCCUCAGUCGAUAUCACUUCUUUGUGGCAAAAUGCCCCAGAUGUGCUCACUUUCGAGGCCUUCACACCCAUUCUCAGUGUUUCAGAGCAAACCUCAUUUAGUGGUGAUGGAAAAAAUGAGUGCACAUCUAUAGUGAAUGCUGGAAAAUCAACCCUUCUUAUAACUACGAUGUGGGAAGGACUCAACUCUAACACUGUGAAAAAAGAGGAAAGAGCGUCCGAGCAGCCGGGCGCUGCCGCCUUCGGCCAGACUGCCCUGGGCCCGCGCGUGCCGGAGCCGGAGCUUCCCACGCCGACCAAGAAGGACAUAAAGAUCAAGAAUGUGCAUUCUUGGACAAGUUUAGGAAAAACAGUUACAACUUCAGUCUUGCCAAAAUCAUCGGAUGAUCUCUUCCGGCAGUUCAGGAAAGCAGCUAUGGAAAAGGAAGUGAAGACAAGGAAGCAGCUGGGUCAAGAUCCAAAGGAACCAAACACCCAUCCAGAUAAACACAGGCACUUUGACAAGAAUCCAAAUAAAAUUCAAAAUGAGUGUUAUCCUGAAGACCAAAAGCCACAUCCAGCACCCCUAGAAGUGCAAGACCCCAGGCUCAUCAAAGACCGUAACUUGGCAAGAAAGAAAGAGCAAGAGCGCAGGAGAAGGGAAGCAAUGGCCAGCACCAUUGAUAUGAAUCUGCAAAGUGACAUUAUGAUGACCUUUGAAGAAAACCUUGAUUAA